AUACGGAAUGCACUGAGGGGCGCAGUUCGGCGGAUUCAUGUAGCGUGUGCUAGCAAAGAAUUCGCCCAGCCACAUUUAAAAAUUCACCGCAAGAAGCUUGAAUGCUUUGUGGGCUCCUCCACCAGGAUGCGAACACAUCGCGUUGCUGCAGCCCGUUACUACCUCCCGGUGCAAACGCAUAUAUUAUCUAGCUACUAGGACAAUAAACGCUUUGACCUUUGACUUGCAGCUGAUGACAACGCAAAGGUCGCUGACAGCCAGCGAGGAGCUUGGAAGCGCAUCUCAAUAGGACUGCGCUCCCGGGAGAAUGCUCAAAUACGUCCUGAAAGUUGGUCGAUAGUGGCAGAGAUAGCUUCAGUGCCGGCAGAGGAGGGGGAGGCAGCACACUCGCAGGCCCGGUAGCUGCUCUCCACAGCCCGAAGGUCGGCCCCGAUAAAGAGGAAGACUGCAGCACCAUGGACAGCUCAGAUAUGGACGCCAACUAUGGGGGAGGACUGUUGGAUAUGGUCAAGGGCGGAGCUGGAAGGUUCUUCAGUAACUUCAAAGACAAUCUCAAGGAUACCCUAAAGGACACAUCCACCAAGGUCAUGCAUCAGGUUGCCACGUACACUAAAGGGGAGCUAGACAUCGCCUACAUCACGUCACGAAUCAUAGUGAUGACCUACCCAGCAGAGGCUGUACAAAUUGGCAACCAGAACCAUGUGGAGGACAUCCGAUCCUUCCUCGACAGUCGCCACGCUGACCACUAUACUGUCUUCAACUUGUCACAGCGCAACUACCGAGGGGCAAAAUUCUCCAGCAGGGUUUCAGAGUGUAACUGGCCUGCUCGCCAGGCUCCCAGCCUCCACAACCUCUUCGCUGUUUGUAAGAACAUGCAUAACUGGCUGAAGCAGAAUCCCAAGAAUGUGUGCGUCAUCACCUGCUCGGAUGGCCGGGCACCUUCAGGUGUCUUGGUUUGUGCCAUGUUUUGCUUCUGCCACCUCUUCAACAAUCCAGUUCCCGCCAUGCAACUCCUCAGCGCAAAGAGACCAGGCUCGGGGCUCUGGCCGUCACACCGCAGGUACAUUGGGUAUGUAUGUAGCAUGGUGUCAGAGAAGCCCAGUCUGCCCCACACCAAGCCUCUGAUGAUCAAGGCUCUCACCAUGAGUCCAGUUCCCUGCUUCAACAAACAACGGAGCGGCUGUCGGCCUUUCUGUGAUGUCCUCAUUGGAGAGACCAAAAUCUUCACUACGGCACAGGAGUAUGAGAGAAUGAGAGAGCACCGAGUUCAAGAGGGCAAAGUGGUUUUUCCGCUAGGUGUCAGCGUGCAAGGAGAUGUCGUAGUUUCUGUCUAUCACAUGAGGUCCACCAUCGGGGGACGCCUGCAAGCCAAGGUGUCUAACACACAAAUUUUCCAGAUCCAGUUUCACACUGGCUUCAUUGCUCCUGGGACCACUAUGUUAAAAUUUAACAAACCAGAGCUGGACGCAUGCGACUCCCCAGACAAGUAUCCCCAGCUGUUUCAUGUGAUACUCGACGUGGAGGUGGAGAGCUUAGACAAGCAGAAAGACCUCACGCCGCCUUGGGAGCAGUUCCCAUCUAAAGACCUGAGUCCCAAUGUGCUUUUCUCCUGCCAUCAGGAACAUCAGGAUGCUCUCGCCAUUGCUGAGCCGAGCAGGCCACCCGGAGGCCGUGGCGGUCGAGGCCACUGUGAGGAGAGUGAGCCCUCUGACGACGAGAUGAUCUCUCUCUCCAGCCAGCGAAGCAGCACAAGCACAGCUCCACCUAAAGGGGAUCAGCCUUCUCCAACGCCCGCCGAGCCCAAUCCAUCUCGGGAAGUAGACCUUCUGGGCUUGGAUGGGGACGAGAUCAAGGAACCACCUCUCGUGACCAAACCUCCAGCUGCUGCAGCUGCAACUACUGACCUACUAGGGGACUUGUUUGGGGCUCCACCCCAGCCAACCAGCGGGCCAUCAUCCAACCACUCCACUCCACAUAAAACAGUACAGAGCUCUGCCUCGCCAUGUGCUUCCCCUGGCCCUCCAGUGUUUGACCCCUUUGGAGUCAGUCCUAUGCCGAAGCCUCAGGAGAUGAUGGGUUCGUUCCUCGGACCAGGUAACAUGGAGCAGCCACAUUCCUUCUUGCAUGCCACUCGCUCUCCAUCCGCCACCUUGCAGCCCACAAGCUUUGGACGGAAUUCCCCCGUCCAAACUGUUACCCCGACUGUCAACAUCCAGCAGCAAAACGUCAUGGGUGGCUGGGAAUGGAACAGGACAGCCACGACAAGCGGAGGAGGAAGCCUGGGAAUGGGCAGUCGAUCAGCCACAACGAGCCCCACAAGUUCUGUCCACAGCACACCCACCCAUCAAAACAAGCCAAACACCCUGGACCCCUUUGCUGACAUCGGUAACCUCGGGGGAAGCCUUGGAGGAGGUUCUGGAUUCUCCAGCAAGCCCACUACACCAACAGGAACAACUCCUUCCUUUCCUUCCAUGGGCUCCCCAUCGCGGCCUCCUCCAUCUCCCCAGCAUGCAGGAGGGUGGCAGCCUCACUCAGGCGCUGGCUUCCCAUCAUGGCAGCCUAACACUAGCACAGGAGGCUGGCAACCACAAGGACAAGGACCCACUCCGCAGCCAAAGCCAAGUCCUAGCCAUACAUCCAUGCCUCACACUUCACCACAGAACCGACCCAACUAUAAUGUUAGUUUCUCCGCAGUUGGGGGUGGAUCACCCAGCGCUGCGGGCAAAGCACAGACAGGAAUGGGCUCCAAGCCCAAGGCUUCCAAUGCCAACUUUGAUGACCUGCUGUCUGGUCAAGGCUUUGCAGGAGCCAAAGAGAAGAAAGGCCCCCGGACAAUAGCAGAAAUGCGGAAAGAGGAAAUGGCCAAAGAGAUGGACCCUGAGAAAAUCAAGAUUCUAGAAUGGAUUGAAGGGAAGGAGCGGAACAUCCGUGCCCUCUUGUCCACUAUGCAUACAGUAUUGUGGGAAGGAGAAACGCGCUGGAAGCCAGUUGGAAUGGCCGACCUGGUAACUCCUGAACAGGUCAAAAAGGUCUACCGCAAAGCAGUCCUCGUCGUCCACCCAGAUAAGGCAACAGGACAACCCUAUGAACAGUAUGCCAAGAUGAUUUUCAUGGAACUAAAUGAUGCCUGGUCCGAAUUCGAAAGCCAAGGACAAAAACCUCUUUACUAAAAAAUGGAGUGCAAGGGAAUGUGGGAAGAGAGGAUCCUGACACUUUUUCAUAUCUCUCUGGUCAAUAUUUGUGUUGGUACAGCUAUUUUGGGGUUCUCACUGUCACUUCCUACUGUAUUUUGUGCAAUAUUACCACCCCCUUGUGGGGUGCACUUAGCUGUGAAGUAGCUCAGCAAUCAAAGCUGACACAAUGGAGUGUCUGGGCUCCAUUUGACUUGACAAGAUCAAACUAGAACAGUCGAUAGUGCGCACACAAGAUAAGAGAAAAACACAUCAGUGAGUGGACAGUGAACAAAUGGGGGAUCAUGUAAGUACACCAAUUGUUCCCAUUCACGGGCUAUGGAUCGUGACCAAAAGAACGAGAUCCCGGAUACAAGGGGCCGAAAUGAGUUUUCUCCAUAGGGUUCUCCCUUAGAGAUAGGGUGAGAAGUUCAGUCAUCAGGGAGAGGCUCAGAGUCGAGCCGCUUCUCCUCCACAUCGAGAGGAGCCAGAUGAGUUGGCUCGGGCAUCUGAUUAGGAUGCCUACUGGAUGUGAGGUGAGGUGAGGUGAGGCAUGUCCCACCAGGAGGAGACCCCGGGGACCACCCAGGAUACGCUGGAGAGACUAUGUCGCCCAGCUGGCCUGGGAACGCCUCGGGAUCCCCCGGGAAGAGCUGGAAGAAAUAGCUGGGAAUCAAAUAAUUCGCAAAUUUUUCAGCGGUAGCUCUCAAGGGGUUUGCUCAAAGCACAAAAAUAAAUCUGUGUAACUUGGAAGGACGGUGAUUAUUGUUUAAUUUUCUUUUCUCAUGAUAUGCACAGGAUGUUUAUUCAUGUUUUUUAAAUCCAUGCAUUCAAUCCUAAGUACCGAUAUGUCUUUCGGUAUUUAAAAGAAAAAAAAUCACAUGGUAGGUUCAAGAAAUAUCAGAAAAUGGCUGACCCUGAAUAAGUUAAAUGUUUUGUUCAUCAUUAUCGCAGUUUACCAGGACUCCUUCAUGAUAAUAGUCUAAAUAAAGUCCGCUAGUCUUUUGCUCUAUUUAUUAAAAAAAAAGACUUGCAGAUGUCUGAGCCAAUAACUCCUCGACAGAGUGUCAAACUAGCAGCGAAUGGUCGGAUAGCACUCUUUCUGUGUGUUCAGCCUUUUGUGGGUUGCAAUACAAGUUUCAAACCACAAUACAGAAAUCACCAAAUUUUAUGCAAUACCACUGCUCGUUUGAACCAUCUGCUCCUCUCCCAAUUGGUAAGAAUGCAAUAAUAGGUUUGUGUUGCAAUGUUUUAUGGUCAAAAAUGACAUGAUGACGUAAUACCGAUGGUAGUCCUUUAUUUAAUGUAUCCAUAAGUCGGCCGGUACUGUAAAAAUGUCAUGAAAUGUAUUACUUGAUGCCAUGAGCUUAUUUUGUAUGACAAUUCCUAUCAGAGCACUGACACUUUUAUUUGUUUUAAUAAUGCUCACACAGUUUGUCAGGAAUAGCAUUAGCAUUGUGUUAUCUUCAUUCAAAGGACAUACUCCCAUUUGUCAACAUCAUUACAUCUGAUUGUAAUAUCUGAUUCUAGGACAUAUUUUAGGACAUUUACAGUACAUUUGCAGUUAGGACAGUUGAUGCCCUUUGUCGGUUCAAAAUGAUUUUAACCCUGUUUACUGUUGUCAUUUUUCAGUCGUCUGUUGUCAUCUUUUGUUUUCAGGACUCUCUCAUCUGUAUUUUGUAUAGUGACUGAAAACCGCUCAAAGGAAAGGACACUUUCAGUUGAUAUCUGGGAUCUGAAAUGGUUUGAAAUCCGCAAAGUGCGGUGGACACUCUAACCGUGGCACUGGAAAAACAGGAAAGGAAGUGCAGACACACGAUAUGUACUCUUUGUACUUUACAUCCUAUUGUGCUCCACUUCCAUGGACGAUCAACAUAUGAAAUAACACAUAAGCUCCCUUGCUGACUGAAUUAUCCAUCUGCAGUCUUACAAGUCGACAAAAAACUAAAACAUAUGUGUUGUACUCAGUGGAUGUGUUUGUUUAAAUUGUAGAAUGUAUGGAUGUGAUUUGGACCAUUGUAUGUUUUUUGUGUUUGCCUAUCUGCUGUUAACGUAUUACUAAACUGAGUAAAACGCUA
This is a messenger RNA of Hippocampus zosterae (dwarf seahorse), 5248 nucleotides long. RefSeq names its product DnaJ (Hsp40) homolog, subfamily C, member 6 (gene dnajc6). The record is from RefSeq and is a predicted model, not a curated record. Gene Ontology annotation, biological process: clathrin-dependent endocytosis; synaptic vesicle uncoating. Gene Ontology annotation, cellular component: postsynaptic density; intracellular membrane-bounded organelle; vesicle. Lineage: Eukaryota; Metazoa; Chordata; Actinopteri; Syngnathiformes; Syngnathidae. Gene Ontology annotation, molecular function: clathrin binding. Bases 456 to 3170 code for a protein of 904 amino acids. The transcript is spliced from 19 exons.